AUGCACAUCAUCAAGCCGGUCUGGCUCACACACGGAGGUGAACGCAAGGAUUUCGAGGUUUAUAGCUGUGAUGUUUCGCCUGAUGGGAAACGUCUAGUGACGGCCGCCGGAGAUGGUUAUGUUCGCAUUUGGUCUACCGAGGCCAUUUAUGGUACUGGGAAUGCUGAACUUGCGGGCAAACCGAAACAAUUGGCGUCGAUGAGCAACCACUCGGGUACCAUUCAUACCGUUCGCUUUUCGCCCAAUGGAAAAUAUCUUGCGUCGGGUGCAGAUGACAAGAUCGUGUGCGUGUACACGCUCGAUGCCAACCCUCCAACCCAUUCGUCAACAUUCGGCACAGACGAAGCACCCCCAGUCGAGAACUGGCGCACAAUCAGACGAUUGAUCGGUCAUGACAACGAUGUCCAAGACCUUGGAUGGUCAAAUGACUCCUCUAUUCUCGUAUCCGUCGGACUGGAUUCUAAAGUUGUUGUGUGGUCCGGUCAUACAUUCGAAAAGUUGAAGACCAUAGCAAUUCACCAAAGUCACGUCAAGGGCAUCACCUUCGACCCUGCCAAUAAAUACUUCGCAACGGCCAGCGAUGACCGAACCGUCCGCAUCUUUCGAUUCACCUCUCCUGCUCCGAAUUCCUCCGCCCACGACCAGAUGAACAACUUUGUUCUAGAGCAGACUAUUACCACACCGUUCGCCAACUCUCCUUUGACAGCAUACUUCCGUCGAUGUUCAUGGUCACCGGAUGGAAUGCAUAUCGCUGCUGCUAAUGCCGUAAACGGUCCAGUCAGCUCCGUGGCUAUUAUCAAUCGUGGGUCCUGGGAUGGCGAUAUCAAUCUGAUUGGCCACGAAGCACCAGUUGAGGUCUGCUCGUUUUCUCCGCGACUCUAUGCAACCGAGCCCCCCAGCAAGAAGAAAGCAGAUGGCCAAGGAUCUACGGGUCAACACCAUAUCACCGUCAUUGCCUGUGCUGGAGGAGACAAGUCUCUCAGUAUUUGGAUCACUAGCAACGCUCGACCGAUAGUUGUUGCCCAAGAGAUGGCUGCCAAGGCGAUCUCGGACCUGGCAUGGACACCAGAUGGGAAGUGCCUCUUUGCUACUGCCCUAGAUGGAACAAUUCUAGCAGUCAGAUUCGAAGAUGGAGAGCUGGGAUGGGCCACGGAAAUGGAAGAAAAUGAGAAGUCGCUCACCAAGUUCGGAACAAAUCGAAAAGGCGCGGGUAUCACAGAAACUACAGACAGUCUGCUCCUAGAAGAGAAGAGUAAGGCAGGUGAGAUCAAGGGUGUUGAAGGGCGAAUGGGUGCGUUGAUGGGCGAUGCGCAGCCAACUGCAAAUGGAGACAAGGCGCCACAACCUUCCAACGGAGCGACCCCUGCUCGUGCCCCUUCACCCGCACCCGAGACCAACAAAGCACAGCCCAAUGGAGGUGUUUCAACGCCCGCUGUUCCAGAAUCCGAAAAGCCAGAUCCUUAUCAGGCCAAGCUAGAAAGACUCAAGCAGCGCCCAACAUACACCAAGGAGGGUAAAAAGCGCAUUGCACCGUUGCUGGUCUCAGGAGCAGGAGCUGGCGAAUCAUCUCUCCCACAAGCUCGUUUGAUGGCCUCGGUCAGCAAUCAAGUCAAAGCAGACGCCCCGACUACCAUAGUCGACUUGUCAAAACCAUUCGAUGGUCUUCCUAAAGGUGGUCUGACCACUCUUCUUCUCGGAAACAAGCGCAAGCUGGCCCAGGUUGAAGGCGACGAAGAUGGCAGUGUGGAAAAAAGGAUCGCUCUUGCCAGUCAAAAUGGCGCAACUCCCAUUAUGGCCAAUACUCCUGAUGGUCUUCUCCCGGCCCAGGUACAGCCUGCUGCAACCGGCCAACAGCCCACUCCAGAUUACAUUCGCCCUGCUGUCACAAAUCCUUGCAUGACUGUUAGCCAGCUUCGUUUGGCUGUUCCAAAAAUUCGCAGCCAGAUUCUUCGCGCAUUGGAUACCAGCGGGAAACCCACAGAAGCACCUGGCUCUGGUGCGGAUUCAAAAGAUACCAAAAGCCGCGUGGACGUGGUUUUCGAAGCUCGAAAUCCUUCACCGGCGAGUCUGACUGGCCGUGCCGUGGACCGGGAACCAGUACGCUUGACUUUGUUCCGGGGGAGCAGCCUUCUUCUAGUCACUGGAAAUCAAAGCAUGUGGGCAGCUGGCUGUGAGGAUGGGUCAAUUUACCUUUGGACGCCGGCCGGUCGUCGUCUGGUCAGUGCACUGGUUCUCGAAGCACAGCCUGUCAUUCUCGAGUGCAACGGACCAUGGAUUCUGUGCAUUUCCUCUGUCGGCAUGUGCUACGUCUGGAACGUGAAGCACUUAUCCUCUCCUCACCCACCCGUAUCUCUCCAGCCUGUAUUAGAUGCAGCAAUUCACACGUUGGGUGCCAAUCCAACCGCCGCACCAGCAGUGACAGAUGCACGCAUCAACUCGGAGGGCCGGGUUGUGAUUUCUCUCUCUAACGGUGAAGGGUACUCAUAUUCUCCAUCCAUGUUCACGUGGCAGCGCAUCUCUGAAGCGUGGUGGGCUGUUGGUAGUCAGUACUGGAACACGACAGACGCACCUGUAAACAAUCUACAGGCCAAGGAUGCACAGCAAGACAACAAAGAUGCCAAGGCAGCUGUUGCAGCUGGAAUCAUUCCUUGGUUGGAACGCAACACCACCAACGAGACACUGCUUCGUGGACGGGCAUAUUUCCUCCAGCGUCUAAUCAAGGUCCUGCUAUCCCGCGAGGGUUACGAGACAUUUGAAUCCAGCGUUUCCAUCGCGCAUCUUGAGAAUCGUCUUGCCGCUGCUCUGUCCCUGGGUGCCAAAGAAGAGUUCCGGUUAUACCUCUCCAUGUACGCCAAGCGCAUCGGCGCGGAAGGGUUGAAGCUGAAGGUUGAAGAAUUGCUGAAGGGCUUGAUCGGUGGUCUCUUCGAGGACGAUGAUACCACCGAGGGAAUUUUGACAUUGCAGGCGAAUGAACGCGAGGGCCGUAAUUGGCGCGAAGGAUCUGACGACCUCUGCGGCUGGCCUCGAGAGACAUUAUUGAAGGAGGUCAUUUUAGCACUCGGUAAACACCGUGACCUUCAACGUGUGACUGUGCCUUACGCCAAGCUGCUGGAUAUGGUUGACGGCGCGUCCGAAAAUGGUGACGCCAUGGAUCUAUAG
Molecule: messenger RNA, 3159 nt
Organism: Penicillium nucicola
Lineage: Eukaryota; Fungi; Ascomycota; Eurotiomycetes; Eurotiales; Aspergillaceae
Gene: hir1
Product: putative histone transcription regulator Hir1
Exons: 6
Coding region: 1-3159 (1052 amino acids)
Biological process (GO): DNA-templated transcription; regulation of DNA-templated transcription; chromatin remodeling
Cellular component (GO): HIR complex; nucleus
Molecular function (GO): protein binding; nucleosome binding
Source: RefSeq, a predicted model, not a curated record